Messenger RNA from Colletotrichum destructivum, 2615 nucleotides. Its product is annotated as Putative transcription initiation factor TFIID component TAF4. The record is from RefSeq and is a predicted model, not a curated record. NCBI's taxonomy places the organism in Eukaryota, Fungi, Ascomycota, Sordariomycetes, Glomerellales, Glomerellaceae. The coding region runs from base 287 to 2236 and encodes 649 amino acids. The transcript has 2 exons.
CAUCCGUUACGUUUGACAUCAGCCAACGAUCGACCAACAUAUACACGCAUCCCGACCGCGCACGUAUUGAGCGUCCGCUACAGCGAAAUCCGUACGAUCCCGACGCGAUCUCGAGAAUUCAUCGGCUGGACGACACGACGCAGGCGGCAGAUGGGCAGAGUCGCGUGAGGACUGUCCGGGGCUGUUUGGCCUGCUGAGCUUCAUCGGAGCAGCUUCUGACUUCUGAACAACCUGUUGUCCUGCUCGAUUUUUUAUCUCUCGAUUCACUGUAAUAACCGCAGCAAACAUGGCGCAACCACAGCCUCAGAUGCCGCAGCGGGCGUUCUCGCCCCCUCAACCCUCCCCCUCUCCCGCCGCGACGCAAGCAGGCUUUGCGCUUCCUCCUAAUAAACGACCGCGACUUUCACCUGGCGCAACCCCCCAACCCGAAUCUCCUUACUCUACUUCGCCUUAUGCAGCAAGUCCGGGCGCUCCCGUCACACCUUCCACUGCUGCGACAUCCGCCGGAUCUCCUAUAUAUCCCAGUGCGGCGCAACAGCAACCGCCUCAACAGCCGCCGCAACAGCAGCAGCAACCUCAGCCUCAGCAACCUACAACGCCAGGCUACGCGACACCAUACGCCAACGGCAACACCACUCCGGCUCUUGCCUUGCCGGAUACGCGACCGACUCCUCCUCCGCAGGUCACUACUCCUCAGCCACCAGCGCCGCCUACCCUUCCUCAAUACACCACUGCCACUUUGGCACUUGGCACCAACGCGCCAGGCACACCCAUCCCACAACAACCGUCGACACCGGGGGCUAUGGGUCCACCUUCGAGACCUCCCGACCGUCCGCAGAAAGAGUACGAAUACGAUGUAACGGACUCGCUGGCUGGCACGGGCAUCGACUUGCGUGCCGAAGAGCAGUUCCUGUCCGAACUCUACGUCCCCGAGUCGAGAACUGGCUACCCUCCAUACCCUCCCGGAAACAAGGGAAGCUUCUAUGGCGCGGGUCCUGCGAACCAGCCUGCUCAGCCGGCUGGCACCGACGCCCAGAGCCAACUGGUCGCACAGGCGGCGGAGAAGGCAUGGCAGGAGUCUGCGAAGCGCUUGGCACAGACCAGGACUAUGGAGCUUAACAACGCCUUCCUGCAAGUUCCCGUGGUGUUUCGAAAGGCUGAGAAGUUUGCCAAGGACCAGGGCUUGUCGCUCAAUCUGGAGAUCAAGAACAGCAACCAGCCGAUGGGCCGGAUGCGUCUGCCUGAGGAGUUCCCAGCGCCCAACGUGACGGUUAGCACCAAGAACGGACCCGACUCCACCGUGGUGACGACUUCUGGAACUUGGAUUCCUCAGGAGGCCUUCUUGGUUGACCAGUUGGCCCUGCUUUCACUUGCCACCAAGCAGCGACUUCGAACCCUCAUGGAGGACUCGAACCGGAUUGCCCAGAUUCGACAGGUAUCGUCGCAUGGCGAAAUCCCCGAGGAGUGGCAGACGGCUGCAGCACCGCUGAAAAGCGCCACGGAGACGCAGGAAGAGGACGCGACGCAGCAAACGGCGACCGAAGAUGGCGCCAGUCCUCGGCCAGGCAACCUGAAACGUCCUCUCGAAGAUGCCACCUCCAGCCAGCCCACCAAGGUGCAAAAGGUCUCUGCCACGAAUACCAUGAGCCACACUGUAAGAGAAGUGGGUAAGGCUGAGCGAGACUGGGAAGAGAGACGACUGCGGAGGCGCAAUGCCCGCAAGGACGGAACCACCGAGGCUGGGGCAACGCCAUCCCGUGCUGGCUCGGUUGCGCCCGGAACACCUGGUGGUUCGGCGCCUGAUUCGGAGAAGUCAAUCUCUAAGAAGGAACAGAAGAAGCUCGAUGCUGUCAAGAAGGCAGAGGCUAGCAGCCAUGCGAAUCAGAACAUCACGAGUAGUAUGUUCGUCGGCAUGCCCAAGACGGGAUCACUUUUUGGAAAGAAGAAAGGCGGAAAAUCGUACUCGUGGAUGACGGGCGGUGCCAGCGGUGCGAACACGCCGAGAAUGGGCACGCCUGGAAAGCCGGGUGGCGCAGCUGCUUCGGGACCUCCUGCACCGGCGAACCACGCGCUGACGGUCGAAGGUCGGGCACGGCUCGGUAAUUGGCGCGAAGACAAGGAGAAGGGCAAGAACAUCCAACUGCGAGAUUGGCUGGCUGCUCUUGAGGGCGACGAGAUUGAGCUGCGGGCCAUGCAGGCGGCUUACGACAAGCUGGACACGUCAGAUCCCAAGUAGGAUCUCUGUGUGACAUUUCAAGCGAUCGGCAACCUACGCUGGGCAAGCUUCAGAGGGCCAUUUCGGAUUCAUAGGAGUGAGUCAACCUCCGUGUUGUAUUUUUAUUAUUUUAGCAUGGCGUUAUGCAGAGGCGGCAUGGUCAAGAAAGAGGGUGGUGAUCGGCUGCAUAGUAGCUCUCAAAGGGGGACGGAUAAAAGCAAUGCCAAUCAAACGGGGUCACGAGGACGCAGAGAAGGUCUACAGAUCAUGGAGAGUGAACAGAAGGAUGGCCUCUUACCCUUAAUGCGCCUGGGAAGCGGCCAGUGAGAACUUCAGCCAGGGUCUGAUCUCCAAAACAAAAGAUAACCAAACAUCGAUAAAUGACUAAACGUUACUUGCC